UUUUCAGGCGAGGACAUUUGUUCCGCGCAAGCCAUCUUCUCCGUCAGACCUUCCACCUUCCUCUCUUCCGCUGCCAUCUCCACUUGCAGCGAUCAUCCGAUGCAAUUCUCCGAAGUCUAAACCUCGCGUUCUUCCCCAAGUUCCAAGCUUUCUCGCUUCGGAAUUCUCAUCAGUUUCGAAGGGCAUCGGUCGGAGCUGAAUCACAUGAAUUUUCUCCGCUCCAAUCUCGUUUCCGAUUCGAAUAAUCGCCCGGGCAUCAUCCGCGAGCCUUCAAGGUGUUGAUUUUUCCGGCGCCCAUGUCGUUGUUCGACGAUAUGGAGCUGGGUUUUGUCCAGCCGGCUAUGUCGGACGAAGAGAUCCUCGAAGCUGACCUCGUCGUUACUGACACUGCUAAUUAUGAGGGUGAGAGAUGUGGGCUAUGCAUGGAUCUUAUCAUCGACAGAGGGGUCUUAGACUGCUGCCAGCACUGGUUCUGCUUCACAUGUAUUGACAAUUGGGCUACCAUCACCAACCUUUGUCCGCUUUGCCAAAGUGAAUUUCACUUGAUCACUUGUGUUCCAGUAUACGAUACUAUUGGAAGCAGCAAGUCUGAAGAGGAGUCAGUCUCAAGGGAAGAUGAUUGGAGCGUCGAAGGGAAGAAUAAUACUCUGUCUUUUCAAUCAUACUACAUUGAUGAAAAUGCAGUUGUCUGCUUGGAUGGGGAUGGCUGCAAAGUUCGCAGUGGAUCAACAAGUGCUGAGGAUGACUCUUGUCUCGAUACAUCAAUUGCUUGCGAUUCAUGUGACAUAUGGUAUCAUGCUUCCUGUGUAGGAUUUGAUCCUGAGGGCACAUUAGAGAAUACAUGGUUAUGCCCCAGAUGUGUGGCUCAUCAAAGGUUAGCUUCAUUACAAGAGUCUGGCAACCUGUGCCCUGGAAAUGUGGGUUGUGACUAUAUGGUUGAGGAUGCCUUGUGUGGGAAGGUGUCUGUUGCUGUUGCUGAUGCUGGAGAGACGGCGAUAGUUGUUUCCAUGGUUCCGAGAGAUCUGCAGACUGAAAUGCAAAAUGAGAGUCCUUUGAAUGUUGAAGUUGAUGAGGCCAUAAAAUGGGAAAGCGUGGUGUUAGUUUCUGAUGCUGAUAUCAGAAAUGUGGAAACUGAAACAGUGGAAAAUAGAGCUACCGAUCCAGAAUCAGCUACACAAAAUGUGGCCCUUUCCUUAUCACAGGAUACCUUCUCAGUUAUGCCCCCCACUUCCUUUGCUUUCAGUGAAUUGAAGCCUAGCAAUGAUGAGAAUGCAGCUAAAGAACCGAGUACUAGUGGCUCUCAAGAUGUUGUGGGCAAGUUGUUUAGUGAAUCCCACCUUGGAAUGAAGACAUCUGAAUGGCAAAACACUGAUCUGACAAAGAUUGAAACAAAGGAUGCAACUAAUAAUCAAACUGGUCGAGAUGUUUCCCAGACAACUCUUAUGGAAGAUUCUGCACUAGACGUAUAUAAUACUGCAGCUGGCGCUGAAAAAGUUCCUGCAACACAGAUUGGUGCAAAGAGACAGCAUAUGAAUUCCUGUGUUGCCAUGCCUGUGAUCGGGGAUGCUGCGGAACCCGAAGCAGAGAUAGAGACUGAAGUUGUCCCAAAGAAAAGGAGGGCGGAAGAUGAGGUUGAAGUUGGUUGCUUCAAGGACCAGACUGACACAUUAGUUUCUGAUGAUACUAAAAAGUGCACCAUCCUGACGGAGGUAGUGGAUAAGUUGAGUAAUAAUCAAGAAACGCCUCCAGAUAUAAUGAAUAUAGUUAAGGGAACAGAACGAAAGUCCUCUAUCACAGAUAAGCCUUCAGCAAGAGGAGAAAAUGCAGGUGGCUUGAGGAUUAAGAAGAUCAUGAGGACGGCUGGUAAGGACAAGGAAUCAUCAAACGUGGUCCAGAAGCUGAGAAAAGAAAUAAGAGAAGCUGUUCGAGAUAAAUCCUCAAAAGAUCUUGAGGAAAAUCUCUUCGAUGCUAAACUUCUUGCUGCCUUUAGAGCUGUGAUUGCUGGACCCAGAGUUGAACCUGAUCAAAAGUUAUCACCUUUGGCUGUCAAGACAAAGAAGUCACUGUUGCAGAAGGGGAAAGUACGCGAAAGUUUGACAAAGAAGAUAUAUAGAACAUCUAAUGGAAGAAGAAAACGUGCAUGGGACCGUGAUUGUGCGGUCGAAUUUUGGAAGUAUCGUUGCAUGACAGGAACAAAGCCUGAAAAGAUUGAGACCCUGAAGUCAGUCCUUGAUCUCCUUAGAGGGAAUUCAACGAAUUUGGAGAUAAUGCAGGAGCCUGAUCAGCCCUUUGCAGAUUCUAUCCUUUCUAGGUUGUAUUUAGCAGAUACUUCUGUGUUACCUCGAAAGGAUGACAUAAAGCCUCUCUCUUAUCUUGAAGGCGAUUCUGAGCUGAAAAAGGAGCAAAUUAUCCCCGGGGGAAAGAGUGUGGAUCAUGCUGUGAAAUCCGUAGAAUCCAAUAAGGAUGCAUAUAAUUCAGGUUCUUCUGCUAAACAUGGUAAAGUGCCAAGUUCAAAACACAAUGCUUCUGAUUCCAAAGUACCUGGUAAACGCCCAGAACGAUCUUCAGUUUCCCAUAUGAAUAGUUCAAAUUGUGGUAGAUGGAAGGACAUGGUUAGUGAAUCGGAUGAUUUGAAGAGGGAUAAAAGAAAGUGGGCCCUGGAGAUUCUUGCUAGGAAAACUGCUUCUGCAGGUAAAGGUGCUACUUCUGAUGAACAUGAAGACAAUGCCAUACCUAAAGGAAACUUCCCACUGUUGGCUCAACUGCCAAAAGAUAUGAGACCAGUCUUGGCUUCUACUCGCCAUAACAAGGUUCCUAAGUCAGUAAGACAGAAACAGCUGUAUCGUUUGACCGAGCACUUCUUGAGAAAUGCAAAUUUGCAAACAAUAUGUAGAACUGCAGAGACGGAGUUGGCUGUUGCGGAUGCCAUCAAUAUUGAAAGGGAAGCUGCAGAUCAGUCAAAUAGUAAGCUUGUCUAUUUGAAUCUAUGUUCUCAAGAGAUAAAGCGCUGUACAGAAUAUUGCAAGUCCUCUGGAACAAUUGAACCCCCUCCCCCGUCUCCAUUAGCUGUUCCUACUGAAAAACCAGAGCAAGGCACGGAAGAAUACUCCGACCCGGAGGUUGAAGUAGCAUUAAGAGCUGCUGGUCUUCUAUCAGAUUCUCCUCCAAACACUCCAAGUCUUACUAUUGGAGUCCCAGGUGAGGAAAAGGAUCCCUCUGCGGAAGCUGGAGUAGUGUGUGAUAAAGUUACCGAAGCGGGUCGUGAUUCUAAAAUAGAAAUUUAUGGUCAAUUUGAGCAUAACCUGGGAGAUACAGAUUAUGUUGGCAAUGGUUCAAUGAAAGUCUCUGAGCAACCAGAAGAAGAAGAAGGUUCAUCUAAAAUGAAAGGGGUUUUUUCGUCUUCAAAUCCUGAAAAUUUGGAUCAUGCUUUUGAUGUCGAACCUUCUGGGGUUCCCUUGUCUGAGUGUUGUGAAUGUGCAAGGAUGAGAACAUCUCCUGUGGAGGAUGUGGGCAAUGAAUGUAGUGAUUCUCAUAAAUGGUCAUGUGAUCAUGUUGGGGAGCUGCCUUCAGUGCGAAAAUGUGAAGAAUUAUGUGGUCCAGAUAUAGAACCCUUAAUGAAGAAACUUUCUGUGAGAAUAGGAGGCACAGAGUGUGAUCUGACUGAUACAGAAUCUCGAAAUGGAAUAGCAGUUCCUGGAGAUGUUAAGACUUGCGAGCCAAGCCAGGAGGUAGAACAAUCAGAUGGAGUCAUGAUGCAUCACAAGUCUUCUGGUAGAAACGAAUCUAGUAGUAUUUCUCAAGAUGGUAAAUUUGAGAAAGAGGACAGGGAGAAACAUGACAAAGAGUGGUCUGAUGAUGCCGAAUCCAUAAAGAGAAAGGUGGAAGCAUACAUCAAGGAACACAUAAGGCCACUAUGCAAGAGCGGUGUAAUCUCAGUUGAACAGUAUCGUUGGGCGGCUGUAAAAUCUGUAGAGAAGGUUAUGAAAUACCAUCACAAAGCUAAAAAUGCCAACUUCCUCAUUAAAGAAGGCGAGAAGGUGAAGAGACUUGCGGAGCAAUACGUCGAGGCAUCUCAACAGAGGGGAAAAAUUGACCCAUCGUAGUAACCGUGUUUAUCUUCCCCCUUUCAUUUUUAUUUUUUUUCACAAUUUCAAUAUCGCUCCAUGCUCAACUUGGAAGCUUUUUCACAGCUAUUCUCUUUCUUAGCAUGGUUCUUUUCCAGGCAUUGUUCAUAUAGACAACUGGACGAUCUAUCAGGAGAAUCUAAUCCUUAUCAGUGAAGGCAGCUCUUCCUCCGUGGGAGGAAGGGCUGAAAAUGAAAAUGACCCAAUUUUUUGCCCA
This is a messenger RNA of Eucalyptus grandis, 4341 nucleotides long. RefSeq lists its product as uncharacterized. Gene Ontology annotation, biological process: protein ubiquitination. The coding region runs from base 297 to 4103 and encodes 1268 amino acids. The transcript has 14 exons. NCBI's taxonomy places the organism in Eukaryota, Viridiplantae, Streptophyta, Magnoliopsida, Myrtales, Myrtaceae. The record is from RefSeq and is a predicted model, not a curated record. Gene Ontology annotation, molecular function: metal ion binding; ubiquitin protein ligase activity.